Molecule: messenger RNA, 1047 nt
Organism: Mycena citricolor
Lineage: Eukaryota; Fungi; Basidiomycota; Agaricomycetes; Agaricales; Mycenaceae
Source: the annotation of a GenBank genome assembly
AUGUCUGAUGUCGCAAAACUGGAUCAGCUCUUACCUCUCGACCCGAACGUCCCAAGCGUACCGUAUCAAGCGCACGAGAACACCCCCGUGUACGUGCCGUGGACGCGCAAACGCGUCGUGCUGGGGACAGGCCUCGACAUCUCUCAGACGGGGAACUCCAAACCCGGCGAAGGCGACCUGCGGCUUCGGCCGUCUGCGUUUGCCGGGCUCUUGGAUCCUCCUAGCGCGAGCAUAACCUUCAAACCAGCCGACGCAGUGAACUCAUUUCGACAGAGCUCAUCUACAGCCAGCGCAUCUUCGUAUGAGCAUCUCGACAUGAGCAUGAAUCUGUCAGCUGGAGGAUCUCUCGUUGGCGCGUCUGGUCGCGGGGCUUUUGCAAAGAAUGUAGCCAUGAAUAGAGAUAGCAAUAAAGUAUCCCUGCAAGCAUCGCUGCGAAUAGGGCACAUCACGUUCUCCUCAUCGCCGACACUUUCCGCGGAGUCUCGAACUAUCUUGGCCGCGUCUCCUGAUCAAUUCCACGAAAUGUACGGGUCAUAUUUCGUAUCAGCGCUGUCGAUUGGCGCGGAUACAUCCACCUUUCUCUCCACCUCGUCAGCUAUGGAUAUUCAAUCCGAGAUGCGUGAUAUACAGGCCAAAGCUAAGGUGCUGUGGGUGACUGUGUCCUACCGCAGUCACUACGAAGCGUCCUCAGCGUAUGAUGCAUGCGACAUCACGUAUGAGGGCUUCGACACGCUCACGAACCACCAUCAGAACAUGCACGCAUCGGACAGAGGACAGUACAGCGAGCUCAUGACACAGGCGACCGUGAACGUAGCAGGAGGCAUCAGAUUGGUGGAACGCGUGAAGGAGAAGCUACAGGAAUUGGGCUUGGAUUACAAGGCAGAUUCUGACGAGGGCGAGCUAGUUGCGGAAGAUCAGAUGAAGGGUGUCUUCGAGAAUGGCCUGGUCGUGGAGGUCAUGUUCUUGCCCUUCGCGGGGCUCCGAGAUUAUGUCGCAAUUACCUCCACGGGGAGCAGAGCCUCUCGACAGGACGCUCAGCUUGAUUGA